UCCGUGCGGUGGUUGGCUCCGGAGGCGGGGCUGCCGGCGCAGAACUGGCGGAAGCUGCGCUCGCGGCGGCCCCAGUGAGUCCGCCCGCCGGCGCUGGGCUACCGACUCCUGGCCCGGUCGCCCUUCCUGCUUCCCGGGUCCAGGCCGUCGCAGGCACCAUGUCCGGCUACCCCAAGAGCUAUAAUCCUUUCGACGACGACGUGGAGGACGAGGUCGCCCGCGACCCUCCCGGCGGGCCCGACGCGCCCAUGGACCGUCAGCAGUACCUGCGACAGGAGGUACUGCGCAGGGCCGAGGCUACGGCCGCCAGCACCAGCAGGUCCUUGUCCCUCAUGUAUGAAUCGGAGAAGGUCGGAGUCGCCUCUUGCGAGGAGCUGGUUCGGCAGCGAGGAGUUCUAGAACACACUGAGAAGAUGGUAGACAAGAUGGAUCAGGAUUUGAAGAUAAGCCAGAAACAUAUCAACAGCAUUAAGAGUGUGUUUGGAGGAUUUAUCAACUACUUCAAAUCCAAACCAGUAGAGGCUCCACCUGAACAGAAUGGCAGCAUCACCCCACAGCCCAACAGCAGAUUGAAAGAAGCCAUAAAUACAAGUAUGGAUCAGGAAAGCAAGUACCAAGCCAGCCACCCAAACCUCAGAAGGCUGCAUGAUGAAGACCCGAUCCCCAAAGGGCCUGCUUCUGCUGAGACUACUGAGGUUUACCCAAAGAACUCGAGCCUUCGAGCCUAUCACCAGAAGAUUGACAGCAACUUAGAUGAGCUCUCCAUGGGAUUGGGCCGACUCAAGGACAUAGCCUUAGGAAUGCAGACGGAAAUCGAGGAGCAGGACGACAUUCUUGACCGGCUAACAACCAAAGUGGACAAGUUAGAUAUCAAUAUAAAAAGCACAGAAAAAAAAGUUCGGCAACUAUAAAGAAACCGAAAAGGAAUUCUCCUCCAUUUUGGUGAAAAGAUUCAAAAGCCUCUUUUAAACUCCUAAGAAAUGUCAUUGAUUACACAGUAUGUAAUUAACAUGUGUGUUCAGAUGUGGGUCUGAAGAAAUUUUAGUUUCAGUGGGGAAAAAAUGUAUGUGUUCCACAUUUUGGUAAGACCAACAUCACUGCAGUUCUGUGAGCUAUCUGCUGAGUUGUAAUCUAAACAUGGCAGACUAAUUGUGAGCACCUUGAGCCUUUGAUUACUGUGCAGGACAGAGAAGAAAACAUUGCAUUUUUUUCUUUCAUGAGUGUAUGCAAAGAUGUGGGCAGACUCGUAACUACUGUCUUCUGCUUAUUCGUUUGCUGAGUCUCUCACUUCAAGGCCUUACUGUGAAUUCAGAUGUGAAGGGACCCUGGGUUUGUGGCAGAAGGAAGGCUCCUUCCACAUCUUCACAUGUCAGUCGUUGUUGACAUGCCUGCACACACAUUGAGUACAUUGUAGCUCUCUCCCCUGAAAAGGACCAGUGAGAUCCAGAAAUGGAAGGUGUUACCUUCAUUACCCUGUGCCCCUCCCCCCAUCUUCUCUUCUUUUCCUUAUUUCAGUAGAAGGAUUCAGACCAGGACUGUUAGACAUGACAUCUGCAAGUGUGCGGAAAUCGGAUGAGCCCUCCUUCCCUGCCACUGUCAUCUCAUACUUUCUGCUGGGGGCAGCUUUUCUCCACUGGCUCAAGGCCAACCAAUUGGUUGAUGGGGAGCCCCUGUGGAGUUUGUGAGCCUUGAGUAUCACAAAAACACAAACCUCUCCACUGAGCCCUCUGCCUUGGGAAUAGUACCAAGGCAGUGUUUAUUUGGUGCCUGGGGUCCCCUCAUCCACCUGGGACCCCACCCGUUCUCUGUGUUUCCACAAAGUGCCCACCUGGUUUGAGGACUAAGAUCCCCAAAUGAUGCUGACUUUCUGUGAGACGACUUGACCAAGAAGAAGCCCAGGCACCAUUUUAGCUAGCUAGUUCAUUCCCUUCAUCUUCCAAAAGAAAUUAUCUAGAAGCAUUAAUUAAAGUUGAUUCUAUAACAAUUUUUCUUGUGUUGGUACUUCCAAUAAAAUCAUUGACGCCAUAGAGCACUUGACUAUCUUAAAAUCAAAUUCAUGUAUUUUGAAGAUGGUAAAGGGGACUGUUUUUUACUGGUAAGGUAGAAACUAAAAUUCCAGUGCCUUUUUGCCUUGAAACGUGGCUCAUGUGCCAUUUUGGGAUCCUUUCUUUAGCAUCUUGAGUCUAUAGAUCAUAAGCAAAGCGUGCGUGGGGUUGUGGGUUCGGCUCAGUGGUCAAAUCCCGCCCUUCGCUCGCAGGGCCCUGGGUUGAUCACCACGGGGAGAGAGACUGAAAAUGGUAACAGCAUGAUUACUGCUCUGUAGCAACUUGUACACUCCUGUCACAAAAUACCCAACCUUACUGGAAAGACAGCCACCACAGGCAAAAAAGGGUGUCAAUGUCCAUCUGUCCCUAGAUCUGAAGAUCUGCCUAUGGUGGACCUCUGUGAGUUCAAGGCCAGCCAGGACUGUAUACCAAGACCCUGUCUCAAACAAUAUAGAGAGACCAACCCAUCUGUAUUUCCAUGUGUAAUUGUUUUCAGCUUUUCUAUAACUGUUGCUUUUUAUCAGAAUCGGGCAUAGCCUUGUGGAAUUAAUCAUAUACCUCAGUCCCAAGAAGUUAACAUCUGAGGAUACCUUCCAUUGGCAGCUGAGUGUCAGUGAUUCAGAACAUAAGAACAUUUUAUGUACCUUCCUUUGGUUUGUUAAAUUAAUGAAGCCAUUCUCUCCUUUUCCAAUCUUUUUAACUCCAUGAAUGUGAAACCUGUCUUCCUUCUGUUGUUUAGCAUCUAAACCAUUAGAGGGCCUCAACCAUUUCCUUCUGUUCUUCAGAUUGGGCUGUGCUCUGCUGAAACAGUUCCUGGCUGGCUGGAGACCUGCUAGUGCCAGUGCUGCCCUAGGAAGCAGGGUUGUUUGUGCAUCGCAGAAAGUAAAGGACCUAAAGAAGGUCCAGAGUCCUUGCCACAUGAUAAUUGUGACCAGAUCUGCUGGCUGACACCUGCAACCACAGCACUGAGGAGGCAGGUGGAUUGCCCCGAGCUGGAGGUCUAGGAUGAGGUCUUUUCUCAGAAGAAUCAGUGGUUGUGGUGGGGAAAGGAAGAGAUCACCCUACACUCUGGUCUAGGAAAGUCAGUGGCAGGGAGGUGGCGGGGAAUGGAACGGGCUUCCGUGUCAUAGAGCACACCAGUGAACAUAUCCUUGACAUGUGAGGUCUUCAGGACAGACGGGAGCAAACUGCCUUCCGAAGGUGACGUUGGUAGUAUUAGGUCAGCUAUAUGCUAAGUGUGCGACUAAAUCACUGUGUUCUCCCUUCUGACAUGUGCUGACUUGUGACUUAGCAGCACUAGAGUGACCUCAUGAACUGUUUCUCCUCAUUCUGAAGGAGAGGCCUGAAGUUCAUUCAUGUAACAAGUCAAAAAGAUAGCAGUGCAUUUUAAUUUCCCUUCUUCCUUAUAAAUGUGUAAUUUUAAGUGUAUAAUGUGUUACUUUAGUAAAACUUUUCUACUUUGCCUGAA
This is a messenger RNA of Onychomys torridus (southern grasshopper mouse), 3513 nucleotides long. RefSeq names its product synaptosome associated protein 29 (gene Snap29). Gene Ontology annotation, molecular function: SNAP receptor activity; syntaxin binding. NCBI's taxonomy places the organism in Eukaryota, Metazoa, Chordata, Mammalia, Rodentia, Cricetidae. Gene Ontology annotation, cellular component: SNARE complex; plasma membrane. The transcript has 5 exons. Gene Ontology annotation, biological process: synaptic vesicle fusion to presynaptic active zone membrane; synaptic vesicle priming; exocytosis. The coding region runs from base 159 to 911 and encodes 250 amino acids. The record is from RefSeq and is a predicted model, not a curated record.